AUGGGGAUUGCAUUCGCCAUGGCGCAAUACAUUACGGAUAUUGUAUAUACCUUAACAAAUUGCAUGGGCUGCUUCCCCGGAACUCCGACCCUUAAGAUUAAUAAUCGGAGCUUCAAGAUAGCGCGAUUACUGGGAGAGGGUGGAUUUUCUUACGUCUACUUAGUCCAAGAUACCAGUAACGAAGCUCUGUAUGCACUGAAAAAGAUUCGAUGUCCCUUUGGCCAGGAAUCCGUCUCUUUAGCCUUGCGAGAGGUAAAAGCAUAUGCACUAUUUUCACCGCAUCCCAAUAUAAUCCAGAGCAUCGAUCACUGUGUCUCAUCAGAUAAAUCAGACCCUGGCGCCAAAACAGUAUAUAUCGUGCUACCUUAUUACCGAAGGGGAAACUUACAGGACUUAAUUAACUCUAAUUUGGUCAACAAUACGAGCUUCCCAGAGAAGCAGCUGAUGAGACUAUUUCUCGGAAACGGGAAUAAAAAUGGCAAGAAACAGAAAAAGGCAAAAAAACAGACGGGACACAAUGACCAGGGAUCUCCCGUAAGAUCUGACCAGAUAAGAGAAAACGAAGAGGCAGGCGACAUUGGCUCGGAAAGUGAACAUCAAGGUUUACUGACAGACCGGGAACUCAACUCGCAACAAGUUGGGCCUAGCGAUAUAAGUGCUUAUGCACACAGAGACAUCAAGCCAGGAAAUAUCAUGAUAGACGAUGACGGUGAGCAAUCCAUUUUAAUGGACCUCGGAUCACUAGCUCCUUCUCCAACAUCAAUUACAUCUAGAUCUGAGGCUCUCGCCCUCCAAGACAUUGCCGCAGAGCACUCUACCAUGCCGUAUCGAGCCCCUGAAUUAUUUGAUGUCAAGACUGGAAGUGUGAUUGAUACAAAAGUUGACAUAUGGUCUUUGGGCUGUACAUUGUAUGCCUGUCUGGUAGGAAAGUCGCCAUUUGAAAUGCGUAGUGACGAGACUGGUGGAAGCUUGAGUAUUUGCGUGUUAAGUGGUGAUUGGAGAUUCCCCGACGAGGGGGCCGGGAGGUCAAAGGCUAAGAACCAGCCGAGUCAGGGUGAUAGCAAUGGCAUUAGUGAAAACAUACGAGAAUUGGUUAGGAAAUGUCUCAAAGUUGAGCCUAGCGAAAGACCGGAUGUGAAUGAGUUGAUUGACAUCAUUGAAGAGAUUAUCGCAAAACAAACGGGAAAUGGAGCCUCCUGA
Messenger RNA from Blumeria graminis f. sp. triticale, 1200 nucleotides. The record is from the annotation of a GenBank genome assembly. Lineage: Eukaryota; Fungi; Ascomycota; Leotiomycetes; Helotiales; Erysiphaceae.